UAGUAAACCAACUUCAUACCCAAAUGGGAGUAUACUGAGCUACGAAUUAUUGACUAUUCUCCAUAUUCCGAUCGAGGACCCGCUGUUCCACCGCGGUCGUUCCGAUACCUAUUCUUUAGUGAUGGAACCUUCGUUUCCUCAGUUCCGCGAUCUACCUGCUGAGCUUCGUUGUAAGAUAUGGCGCAUGGCAAUACCACGACGAAUUGUCUCAGCAAGACUAAAACUGGAUUUGGAUGCGUGGAAUGCUGCGACAGAAACGGACUGGAUGCAAGUCCACUACAGGGUUGUUCCCGAUGACCGGAAAUCAUUUCUCAAUCCUGUAGCCCUGGUAAACCAUGAGGCGCGACAUGAAAUGACGAAGAAUUAUAAACCACUUCGGAUUAGUAGAAAAGCCGUGGAAAAGUCACUCGGGACGCGGAUAAUGGAUCUUGAUGCCUUUUGUGGUUCUUCUAGAAUCCCAUGGUUUAACCCGGAAUAUGAUGUCCUUGGGUGGACGGAGCCGAAGCGCUGGAGCACCGGUUGCAACGAACAGCCGUGUCCCUUGUUCUUAGCGGCGUGCUUGUCGGUCAGAUAUGUCGAGUUCAAACUUGAUGUUUCGAUGAAUACGCAACUAGAGAUAUUGGCGUUUGCUGUCCUGGAUCGGGAUCAACCACUCGAGACUCUAACUAUCAUCGUCAAAGAAGAUGGCCCUAGGUACAGAUUGACGAGACGUCCGCCUAACUCCAAGUUCUUGUGCGGGAAAUCGAGGAACGAUAUGAUACAUGUUCUAUCGCGAUCACCUGUCUCCCUUUUCCCGUGGUGCAACAUAGCAAAGGAUCCCACCCAAAAGCCACACCCUCUGGUUAAUCGAAUGUUGGUAGAAGUCUCGCGGCCAAAGCAGAAGCCUCUAGGAUUAAAAACACGAUUAGGCACACGAUUCGCCAUUUACGGAGUUUUUGAUCCAGAUCAUGAGGGAGCUGAGGAGUACGUCAAGGAGCAUUGGGAUGUUAUGAAGUGUCCGAAACAAUUUCAAUUAGCUGCAGGACUCGUCGAUCUGCACCUUGAACUUCCCGUAAGUCUGUCCCGAAAAUAGGUUGAGUAGUACUAAUGAGUAACACCACGUUGGUGGAAUAGGAGUUUAACCAGUCCGUUCAGUUAGAUAUUUUGUUAUGGCUCGAACGAUUAAGGAAAUAUCUCAAUCGCCCCUAUUAUGAAGGAAUCGCUCCUAUACAUGGGUUCUGCACACCUAAUUAUGGAUUGCCUGCGUAUCCGGGAUAGCGGGUGUUGAGCCUUGAAUGCUGGAUAUCAGCGGCAACUUGUAUACCAAAGAGUGUGGCAGAGCCAGGAUUUGAUGGCAGAAGUGUCACCGGAACAAUAUAUCGUGAGUGGCCCGUUGGAUAUUCGCAUUUCGUAUAGUUAGCGUCUAACAGGAAGGUCAGGGCGGUUUCUGGAAGUUUUGAUGUUACCUAAAUAAGACUGCUAGGGUAAAUGAUGGCUUUGAUCUAAAUGUGUUACGAAGUUAUGAUAUGAAUUUAUUUGUGAAGGAGCAUUGUAAGAAUUAAAUCGAGAUAGAGUAUAGAAAUAGGUACUUCUGGACAUCCGAAAACGGUGUUUAUAGGGCGGGUCCAUGCUAAUGAUGUCCACGCUACGCACCCGUACCCGCUAUAUUAGGUACCCGCGUUGUAACCUGGGGUACCUAGGUAAGCUC
This is a messenger RNA of Hypoxylon trugodes, 1687 nucleotides long. RefSeq lists its product as uncharacterized. The transcript has a single exon. NCBI's taxonomy places the organism in Eukaryota, Fungi, Ascomycota, Sordariomycetes, Xylariales, Hypoxylaceae. The coding region runs from base 122 to 1072 and encodes 316 amino acids. The record is from RefSeq and is a predicted model, not a curated record.